Vigna unguiculata (cowpea) is the source of this 1855-nucleotide messenger RNA. RefSeq lists its product as uncharacterized. Lineage: Eukaryota; Viridiplantae; Streptophyta; Magnoliopsida; Fabales; Fabaceae. The record is from RefSeq and is a predicted model, not a curated record.
GUAGGUUAAGUGUUGCAGUACCAGCACACGUCACCUCUGCCAGCUUUUUUUUUUUUUUUUAUAAUCGGAUUUUGGGGAGCGUGAGCGCGAAGAUCGGAACACUCCCUCUGAUUCCCUUCAUUUCCACUGUUUCAACAAAACUACGCCUCUCAAACCGUUUCUUGGAGAAUUCCGGUUCCAGAACCUUUUCUUUUGGCGCGAGGCCUCGAUUUAUGAAUUACACCUCAGGAUUCCAUUUCCGCAUGCUGCCUAGACUAGAUCCACGAUCUUGAAUUUCGCGAAUGUGUUAAGAUAUUGAACCUUUCCUUAUACCUUUCUCCUUUCAUUUUAGUUCCGCAUUUAGCAACAGUGACAUAAUUGUUUGUUUCCAUGUUGUAAUCUAGAUUUUCGCCCAUGGAUGUGUUUUUGAAAACAUAGACUCUACCGGUAAGGUUCAGUUUGUAAAUGGCUAAAGUUGGUAAGUUGCGGAACAAGUCUCAAGGUCGGAAGUCAUCACCAUGUCUUUUGUCUUGUGCAAGAAAAAAUAUGAAAGAUGUUAAUGUAAAGAAGUGCUCUUCUAAAGCAUCGGAGAAGAAAGAUUGGGAAGAUGCAACCUGCUCUGUAUGUAUGGAGGUCCCUCACAAUGCCAUUCUCCUGCUUUGUUCGUCUUAUGACAAGGGUUGUCGCCCUUAUAUGUGUGCUACAAGUCAUCGCUAUUCAAACUGUUUUGAACAAUAUAAAAAAGCAUAUACUAAAGCAACAUCUGUUCAAAGUUUGCAGUUAGAAGCAAACAAUUCAAAUCUUGAUUUAAGCGCAGGUGAAUCUAAAGACAACACUGAAGUUCCUGAGCUUCUUUGCCCCCUUUGUCGCCGACAGGUGAAAGGUUGGACAGUGGUUGAAGCCGCAAGGAAGUCUCUGAAUGCCAAGAAAAGAAGUUGCAUGCAGGAUGACUGCUCUUUUGUGGGGAAUUACAAGGAGCUUAGGAAACAUGUUAAGUCUAAGCAUCCAUUUGCACGACCCCGAGAAGUGGACCCAAUAAAAGAAGAAAAAUGGAAGAGGUUUGAGUGUGAAAGAGAACGAAAUGAUGUUAUUAGCACAAUUUUAUCUUCAACACCAGGGGCUAUGGUACUGGGGGAUUAUGUGCUGGAGCCAAAUGACCAUGCCUUUUAUAGUGAUGAGUAUGACUCAGACGAUGAAUAUCUAGAGGAUGAUUUUUUCUCAGUUAGGUCCAUUGGCUUGGGGAGAACUGGCCACUUUUUGCCGAACAUUAGAUAUAAUCAGGAUCGUGCUGGAGAUUCUUUCGAUGUUGAUCGCUUUGGUUUUCAGAGUGUGGCAUCUGCAGGUUCUGCUGCUGUGUCUGGACGUAGACUCCACAGGAUACUGAUAGGAAGGUCUAGAAGACGACGGAGACAUAGGAUAGCAACUGCGAGAAGGUAAGUUCAAAGGCAAACUUGUAGGGAAAGAGCUGCACUUCUGCAAAUAGUAUGCAAGUGAUCUUGGCAUGGCUGGUUUUGUUGCUAUGCCAGAGCUAUCUAUAAUUUAAUUGGCAGAGUAUAGCAGUUCAUCUCAUCUAUAGAUUGAUAUGGCACCGUGACAUUCCCUGCUUUAUAUAUUUUUUAAAAUAGACUGUACAAAAGGCAAUUAUAGAGUGCUCAUUGCCUCUCUGAAUUCUAGGUGUAGGAGAUUCAGCCAUUAUGAUUGUUAGGUCCCAUAGGUUGGAUUGGUUUUUAUGCGGUCAGGCAAAGAAGAUCUCCAAAUAAUUUCAUUUUGAACUGAUGCUUUAUUCUUCCAAUUGUGAUUUGCUUUCUGUACAGGAUGAAUUUCUGUAUAAUAAAUCGUCUUUGAUAGUGUUAGGGAUAUAGAAUGUCAUUCUGCA